This is a messenger RNA of Triticum urartu, 459 nucleotides long. NCBI's taxonomy places the organism in Eukaryota, Viridiplantae, Streptophyta, Magnoliopsida, Poales, Poaceae. The record is from RefSeq and is a predicted model, not a curated record.
UUUACGUACGAUUCGAGCAGUUUUGAGCGCUACCAAGUCGACCAUCUCGUCCAACACGAGCGCCAUCAGCUGCCUGCAGCAGCACGACCAGAGCAAGGCGGCUGCGGCGAGGCCGAUGACACUCACGCUCGGAGAGCCGCGGGAGAAGGACGGCCACCACCAGCAGCUCAACAGCGCCAUGCAGCUCCACCACCACCAUCAGGAGCAGCAGCACUUCAUCACCUCGCUGCUGCACCAGAACAACAACGGCAACGGCAACAACAACAUCCUGUCGUGCUCGUCGGCGUGCUCCAGCGGGUUGCCGUCUGCCGGGGCGGCCAACGGCGAGGUCUCCGACCAGAACAACAACAGCAACCACGGCGGCGGCAACAACAACAAUAACAUGCAUCUCUUUGAGGUGGACUUCAUGUAGACGACCGAUCGACGCAGGUGAGCUUGGAGAUCCCUACAUGGAGUCAU